This is a messenger RNA of Schistosoma curassoni, 234 nucleotides long. The record is from the annotation of a GenBank genome assembly. Lineage: Eukaryota; Metazoa; Platyhelminthes; Trematoda; Strigeidida; Schistosomatidae.
AUGCAGGGUUGUAUAACUCUUAAAAUAAACUGGUAUUCCGGGGCGAACUUGUCAACCCUGGGUUUGAUCAGCAAUUCGUUUCGUGAUGAAAUUCUCAAUUUAUAUAUUCACAACUUAUCUUUAGUCAUCCACAAUGGAAUUUGCACAUACUAUUUUCAGAGUAGCAUUGUCUGGGGACCCCAGUAUGUUACUACAAAUUUUAUCUGGGGAUCCAGGUUUGGCGAAUCUUCCUGA